Messenger RNA from Blepharisma stoltei, 339 nucleotides. Lineage: Eukaryota; Ciliophora; Heterotrichea; Heterotrichida; Blepharismidae. The record is from the annotation of a GenBank genome assembly.
AUGCUGAUUAUAACAGAGACAAGGGAGAUAGAUUUUGAGCCAAAAAUCAAGCUAAUUUAUAACCAAUAUGUGAAUGGAGCUAUGCUUUUUGUGACACAAGUAAAUAAAUUCGGAACAUUUAUACAGGCAUAUGCAGAAAACCCUGAAGAGCCGCCUGAAAGAAGAGUAUUUACAAUAGAGACGAAAUUUGGGGAAAGGACUGAUGAGUGGCUUGAUGUUUUGGCUCGAGGAAUAGUAGAGAAAUUGAAUAUUACUGUGCCUUUGAUGCUAGCUAUAUCUAUGGUUACAAGAACACAUGAAGCUUAUAAUACAAUAUUAAGAGAAGUGGAAACACUAUAA